AUGGAAAAUGGUGAUAUGUCAGACGGUCAGCUAAACGCCUCCACGGAAGGUGAAGGAAUUUUUGACGGAGAGCUAUUUCUCUAUUCCGCAAAAAAUGGCAGACUUAAUCGUCGCAACUGGAAAAUGUGUUGGUCACCUUCCACAAGCGAUGGAAAUCAAUGGUUUCAAGUGCACCUUGGUCAAUCCAACACUUUCAUUACCAGUAUAGCAACGCAGGGAUGCCCAUUUUCGACAGAGUGGACUGCUUCCUACAAGCUGCAAUAUGGUGACGAUGGAGUACAUUUCCAAUACUACAAGGAGAGGGGACAAAAUAAGGAAAAGGUGAAUCAUUCUUGGAACACAGUCUGGUAUCCUACUAGCCUGCGUAGCAGGCGCUUGGAAGUAGCGGUCGAAAGAGAGAACGGGCGCGCGCGAGGGAGACACGCGAGGGGUGAGGGAGCUACCUCUCCCCUCGCGUGUCUCCUUCUCGCGCGCCCGUUUUUUCUUGUGCCCACUAGUCCAAGCGCCUGCUACGCAGGCUAGUAUCCUACUCAAAAGAUUCUUGUGAUAAACUAAGUGCUCUGGGACAUAAGAACUGUCUCUUCAUCAUUUAACCAUUUAUAACAAUCUCUUGUAUAGGUCACAAACAUGAUUUAGAACAGUAAGGGAAUAAUGCAUUAGUGUAUUACUUUAGUUUUAUUGGCGACAAAAGCGAGAUAAAUCUACACACGUUUUUUCUUACAACCAUCAGAUAAUUGCAAACGGGUUUGUGUUGCAGGUUUAACUAGGAAUCAAUCUAUAACUUGAUGGAAAACGGGUGGAAAUAACUGAUUGUUAACAGGAUUGAUUAGUUCCCUUUCAUCAAAACUCCUGAGCCCACCCCUGUAAUUCCCUCUGUGAAUUCUAGUACAGCAAUUGCGAAAUGACGAUUUUGACCUUCCAGAUUUUUAGUGGAAAUACAGAUUCAGACACUGUUAUCACGCACGACCUUGAUCCACCAAUAACUGCGAAGUAUCUCCGCUUUCGACCAAUCACCUGGGGGAGCCGCAUAGGAAUGAGGGCGGAGGUAUACGGCUUUAAAGGUAAUAAUACAUGUUGUUCAAUAAAUUCUAUGAAAAAUACUUGA
Molecule: messenger RNA, 1105 nt
Organism: Porites evermanni
Lineage: Eukaryota; Metazoa; Cnidaria; Anthozoa; Scleractinia; Poritidae
Source: the annotation of a GenBank genome assembly